This is a messenger RNA of Diabrotica virgifera virgifera (western corn rootworm), 4290 nucleotides long. Its product is annotated as synaptotagmin-12. Gene Ontology annotation, molecular function: calcium-dependent phospholipid binding; phosphatidylserine binding; SNARE binding. Bases 210 to 2003 code for a protein of 597 amino acids. Gene Ontology annotation, biological process: regulation of dopamine secretion; calcium-ion regulated exocytosis; regulation of calcium ion-dependent exocytosis. The record is from RefSeq and is a predicted model, not a curated record. The transcript has 10 exons. Lineage: Eukaryota; Metazoa; Arthropoda; Insecta; Coleoptera; Chrysomelidae.
GGCACUCACGAUGUAACUUUGGCGUUUGAAUUGUCACAAUUUUUGCUUUGCACGCACACCAAGGAAUAUUUCUGGUUUUUUUGAAGUUUUUUUUGACUUUCAUAGGUUGCAGAACUCGAUUCAUUUACAGGACAUUAUGCUUUAAUCAUUACGGUUUUGUGGAGCGUGUGAUAUGGAAUAUUAAUAACCUUGAAUUUAUGUGAAAUGACAUGUCAAAGAUGGGCAACGUACAACUCGCUGUAGCUAUCCUCUGCGUCAUUGCUAUCUUAAUAAUAGCUUUUUUUGUUUUUUUCCACUCCCUUGAUUUCAUUGGAUGGAUACAGGCCUGGAUACAAUCUAACAAAGAAGAGAAAGCUUCUUUGACACGAUUGAAAGGGCACUACAACGCAAAUGGAUAUUUGGUUCAUUCUGACUCGGAUAUCCAACUAAAUUGCAGCACAGGCAGUUUCAAGAGAUUUGAUUCAGUAGACAGAGAUUUUAGGAUUAGUCUCGCCACCACUAGCCUUACGGAUGAGUGGAACUCCCCUCCCGUUGACAGUUCCGUUCCUCCGCACCUUAGGCCUGCACCAGUGCCUACCUAUGAUUCGUUGAAUGCAUCUACGGGGGCUGAAGACCAAGUCGCGAAAAUUAAACAUACAGGAACUGAUGAAACCAGCUACAUUGAAAAAACUUCCAUCUGUCCCAUACCCCGCCCCGUAUCCUCAGUAAACAUGGCUAGCUUAAUAUCACAAUCCGCAUUUCCCAUCUGCCUAACUCCCCCACCUAGUCCCUCUAUGUUCCAGUUCCGUCAAUGUAGUCCCUCGAUGCCUGAUCUUCCUGAAAGCAACUUGCUACCCACACAAAUACCUCCUUCCAGUUCCUAUUCAGCACAAUUCGUACCUACGAGUCCUUCGAUAUCACAGUUUCCCCAACCUAGCCCCUCGAUGUCUCAGUUUCCACCAACGGAAGUGAAUAACACGCAGUAUUCGAGCACACAACCUUUGAAGCUGUCAGGUGUAUAUAUCCAACAAGGACAGCACAUAGGUUCUCUUGAUUUGCCACCAAUUCCAGUGGCAUGCGAGGAAACAGAAGUGGUGCCUGUGGCUCUAAAAAGAGCUAUAUCGUGUGAUAGCGUGUGUUCUGACACCUCAGUCGGACUGGGUGAUUUAGAAAUGUUAAACAUUACUGGGUAUUUAUGUAUAGGCCUAGAAUACGACAGCGAAUGUUGGGAUUUAGUUGUUAAUGUUCUUGAAGCAAAAGAGUUGCGUGGCAUUGUAAAAAAAGAUGACAAUCUAGACACGUAUGUCAGAGUGACGCUGCUACCAGACAAAGAAGCAACCAUACAGACCAAAGUAUAUCGUAGUUCAGGAAGUCCUAGCUACAAAGAGAGGUUCCUGUUUUCUAUGAAUCCAAGGGAACAAUCACAAAGGAUACUGUCCUUUCACGUAUAUUCAACAGACUUUUUAUCGCAUACUUUAGUAGGAGAUGGGGAGAUUCGAUUGUCUGAUGUGAGUUUAAGACAACCCGUAACGACGUGGGUGACACUAACGGAUACGGGACAGAAAGGAACCGAGUGUGGAGAAUUAAUGUUUUCCUUAAGUUACCUUCCGACAGCUGAGAGAUUAACUGUAGUAGUAGUCAAAGCAAGGAACUUGAAAUUUUCUUGUGAUACUCAAGGAGAAGCAUUUGUUAAGGUGUACUUAAUGCAACAAAAUAAGAAAAUUAAUAAGAAAAAGACUUCAGUGAAAAAAGGAGAAAAAUGCCCAAUAUUCAAUGAAGCUAUGAUGUUUAGUGUGCCUGCACAUACUUUAUCGACAAUCCAAUUACGUCUUACAGUAGCAGAAACUACCCUGGACGAAUCUUCAAAGGCAAUAUCAAUAGGGCACGUCAUCGUGGGUGCUCAAGCAAUCGGUAGAUCGCUGAGUCACUGGAACCAAAUGUUGACUGCGUUAAGAAAGCCUGUUGCCAUGUGGCACUCACUCAGAAAGCAUCAAUCUGACGACCAUGCCAAGCCAGAUACAUAAUUUAAAGCUAUAUAGUAAAACUCUGAGUAUAACUGUAUUUUUAACCUUGAAAAAGCUUUCAAUUCGAAGGAAUAAACUGUAAAUGAAAUUUUUGUGAAGUCUGAAAUCUGAACAAUAUUUUUUUAAAUCCUGUUAGUAAAUAUAGUAGUAACUAGUCCCUACUUCUGUAAAUAGCUAAAUGUACAAAUAUAUACAGGGUGUCCGGAAAAAAACGAAACAGAUGCAUUAUCAGGAACUGCAUACAACCUUUUUGAAAAUCCCAGCAAUAGGCCAAAUUGUGAUUAGGGUGACACAUUUUUCCGGUUUCUCGACAAUUUUACUUUUACCCCAAAGGGAGGAUUAGAAUCACCAACACAUUUUUUAAUGGCAAUGGGAGGUCAAAUCAUUUGAAUGCCCUUGCAAUUCCCUAUACAUUAGUCCUUAAAUUUUUAAAUUCGGUUCAAUACUUUAUUUGAUAUAUUACAAAGAAAGUUAAUUUUCAAAUUAAUACUUUUAGCUGGUUACUUAUUUUUUAGUAGACCAAAUGGUAAAACCCAUGUUGUCCAUAUUCUGAUGUAUUUGAGGAGUGAUUCGUAGGCAGUCAUUGACAAUUAUUAUUCGUUGGUAUAAAUCUUCAAAUCAACGUACGGAUGGUGUUUUAUAGAUUUUACGUUUUAAGUGUCCCCACAAAAAAUCCAGGAGAGACAAAUCUGGCGACAGAGGAGGUCAUUCGAUGCUACCUCUCUGCCCAAUCCAAUGCUAUGGAGAAUUUUGGCCUAAAUAUUAUUGAACAGUUAAUUCAUAAUUUUUGAAAAAUCAAAUUAUCUUUAUCAAAUUAUCAAGCGCAUUAAGUGCAUUAACAUGAAAUCUAGGUCAACCUGUCAUAAUACUGCAACUUCACUAAGUUCAAUUAUUACAGGCCCUCCAGUUUCUUUCAGUGUUUUUAUUACAUUUAUUCUCAGCUCCUGAAAUUGUUUUAUUUACUUCAAAACAUACUUCCUAUUGUCAUAUUUAUCUUGACGUUGUUCAUUAAAUCGUUGAGGUGUCAUAUUGACAUAUCUACUGUUUAUAAAAUACAAAGACCCUUCAUCUACCUAUUCCGAAAUAUAUAUAAGUACCAUGGUAAUAAAUUUUCAAAGACUUCAAAUUAUUACACAACUAAUAUUCACAAAAUACGGAAGAACCUGGGCAAAGAAAGAAAUUAAAAUAUAAACCAUUUGCAGUCUAAAUCAACUCAAUGGCGUCGACUUUGCUAAGUAACAAGACAUUUACUCAACACACACACUACACAUUACACUAGGUACCUAACUGGAAAAAGUCCACUGUACAAUGCCAAUGGCCAUUAGUUGUCGAGGCAUUAAGCUAAAUAAACAGAUAUCCACUAAUUAAACAGGUAAAUACAGUUUAAAGUUUAAUCAAAGAAAUAAAAUAAACUAUUGGACCGAAUUUAAAAAUUUAAGGAUUUUAGAAGGCUUUAAAAUGAUGUCUUAUCUGACCGCCAUUGCCAUUAAAAAUGUUGUGGUUAUUUUUACCAUGACUGGGGUGAAAGUAAAAUAACCGAAUAUACCGGAAACUGUGUCCCCCUUUAAUUAAAAAUUGACCUGUCUCUGGGUUUUCCAAAAAUGUUGUAGUACUUACCUAAUAGUGCCUCUGUUUCUUUUUAGUCCGGCCACCCUAUAGGUAUAUAACAAGUUCACAAAUUUACCUUAUAUGAGAAGAAUAUCAAUCGGUUGAAUUUGGAGACAAAUGAAAUUAAAGAUAGAGAUAAAUCAUAUUGCUACCCCAUCUCUUGAUAGGGAAAUGCUUCUUAUAUGGAUCCAUACGCAUCGCAAGUUUCUUUAUCCAUACAUUUAAAAAGUAUAUGACACAGAAAUAGAGAAAUAACAAUGGUAUUGGAACUUGAUGAUUCUGAAACCAGAAUAAAUCUACUUAAAUACGUAAUGGAAUAAUAAAAAAAGUCUUUCUCUGUGAGAAAAAUUAACCACGUGUGUCUAACAGUGACGGUAAUAAUUAACGUCUCUCUUAUUGAUUAUUAUAAUAUAAUCAAUUAUUGAUUUUCUGUAAAAUAAAUAUUUAAUUAAAGACUAAAAGGAUGGAUUUAUAUAUAAUUAAAAUAAAUGUCUAGGUUUGAAUUUAAUUUUAGGAUAUUCCUUUACUCCUUUAUAACUACUGACAUGGAUGUUUCAGAACCUUGACUCUGACAUGCGGUAUGGAAUACCGUUGCCUAUUCUUCUUUGUUAUUAAUAGAGAUUUGUCUUAUAUCACUGUAUGUAUUUGUUUUUUACAUCAACUACGGAAUGAUUCUACA